Messenger RNA from Erythranthe guttata (spotted monkey flower), 1028 nucleotides. RefSeq lists its product as uncharacterized. Lineage: Eukaryota; Viridiplantae; Streptophyta; Magnoliopsida; Lamiales; Phrymaceae. The record is from RefSeq and is a predicted model, not a curated record.
UCUCUCUCUCUCUCUCUUCCCCAAAAUCAAAUCUUUCGAUUAGGGUUUUUGCGAUUGCAAUUCCGAAAUUCUGAAUACUCCUAUUUCCUGGAAAACCCCUCUUUUUUCCUUUCCCGGAUUUGUAUAUUGAUCACAGAAUGUUUUGAUUUCACAGCUAAAAGCAAAACAUUUCGAUCACAAUCUCGCCGCUUCUUCCUCCAUUCUCAAUAAAUCUCCGGCAUCAAUCAAUCCAUAAAUUCAUCAACCCUGACCCUGUAAUGAAUCGACUCGGGUGCAUAUCAAUUGCUCCCUCGGUCAACCCCGCGUUGACCUUCCACAGUUUCUGACAAACAUCCACCAUUGAUCCCCCAGUUUCAAAUGUUGGGAAUUGAAUGUUAGAUUCUUCGAUUUUAGGAAAAAUGGGUUGUGGUGAGAAUGCCGGGUAGAUUUUUUUUUUUUUUUUUUUUUGAAGUAGUUUUGAUGCAAUGGAUAUAAACAUCGAUGCAAUUAGUGGAAGUAUGAACAGUAUUUUGGAGUCUCCAAAAGUAAUGAUCAUGGAAGAGAGUGAGAGUGAUGUGGAAGAUGAGUCCCGAGCUUUGUUGCAGUCGGAAAACGGUGGUUUGUCGAAGAAAUCGGAAAAACCUAAGAGGAAAGUACAGUGGUUAGAUAGGAGUGGUGAUAAUAAGCUCGCCGAAAUCUUGGAGUUUCAACCGAGUGAUGUGAGCGACUCGGAAGAGGAAGAUUCAGAUUCUUGCAUCUGUAGAAUAAUGUAGACCAGAUUCAUUAUACCGUUCUGAGAUUCGCUGCAAACGGAAUAUGCCAAAUCCAACGGCUCUGGAGUUUCCAGAGGUUAAUUUUUUUUCCUUCUCGUUUUUUAUCAAAUAGUAUAUCGAAAUGAUCAUAGUGUGUGCUUUUUAUACUCCGAUUGUUGUAUAGGAAGUUACAGGUGCCUCUGUUUGCUUCACAUUCUUCGAAGUUUGUAAAAAAAAAAUAAUCGUGUAUCAAACUGAAUCGUGUCUUAAUUUAUUAAAUUUCGAUUUUUCUCGUGA